AUGGCCAUAGAGAGAAAUUGUCUUUCCCUCAACCCUCACAGAUUCGACCCCUCUCCACUCUCCUCCUCAGUGCCACUCAUCCCCUCCACCGUUGUAGUCCCUGGCUCACCCAUUCCUUCCCUCGCAGUCACACCGGCCGUCGCCCGUAGUCCUCCGUGGAACUCGCCCAUCACUCGAAGUCGCACUCCGAAGCCGUCGCCUGUUGUUCUCCUCGGAACUCACCCGUUGCGCGUUGUCCUCCGUGGAUCUUGCAGCCGCUAUCGUCCUCCACGAUACAAUGCAAUAAACAGUUGCAUUCCUCUACAUCCUUCACCCAGCUCUCUGAAACUCUGCAUCUAUUUUUCUUAUUUGCAGACAACAGCAUUAAUGUUGGCAUUCAGUGAACAUCUUCGGGAUAACUAUAGUCUUGCUACUUCUGAUGUGGAAAACAACACCUAUUACGUUGAUUUUCCUGGCUGCUAUAAUGCCUUGCUUAGACCCUUCGGGUUUCCUCUCCUUUGGUUGGAACUUCGGAAACACACCCGUGAUUUUUGGCUCAGCAAUUCUUGGAUUCUUGCUUUAGUGGUCUGGUGCUUUAGCAUUAGGAAAAUAGAAAAAUAGCAAAUUAGAGAUUAGAGAUGUUGAGGUUGAUAGUGAGGCCACUGUUAUUAGGUGGCCUAAAGGUCAUGCAACAAAGCUCACCUCCUUUCAAGAGAGUAAUAGUGAAAUCCAAACCAUGUUCAGAUAUUGCAAAGUCCACCAUGGACAUAACCAAGUAUGUCAUCAUUGUUAUGUUCAUAUCAUUCAAUGAACUAGAGACAUAUAAUUUAGUUGUUCUGAUUGUGUGUUUUCCGAUGAACUUCUAUUUCAUUGCAGAAUUCAGAAAGAGGAAGCCAAAAUC
Molecule: messenger RNA, 880 nt
Organism: Arachis ipaensis
Lineage: Eukaryota; Viridiplantae; Streptophyta; Magnoliopsida; Fabales; Fabaceae
Source: RefSeq, a predicted model, not a curated record